AUGAAACAGCGCCAGAGUUUAGAUCCAAAACUGGGCAUAGAGACCGACAGCCCUGGAGACUGCCGGCCAGCCAGUCUAGCCGAAUUGGUUCUUACAGCUGGUGCUGCUGCACACAGCGUCAGCCGACGGGCUCUGUGGCAGUUCCGAAAGAUGAUCAAGUGCACCAUCCCCGAGAGUGACCCCUUGAAGGAUUACAACAACUAUGGCUGCUUCUGUGGCUUGGGAGGCUCAGGCACCCCGGUGGAUGAAUUAGACAGGUGCUGCCAGACGCACGACCAUUGCUACACCCAGGCCAAGAAGCUGGAAAGCUGCAAAUUCCUCAUCGACAACCCCUACACCAAUUCCUACUCGUACUCCUGCUCUGGGAAUACGAUCACCUGCAGUGACAAAAACAACUCCUGCGAGGCCUUCAUCUGCAACUGUGACCGCCAGGCCGCCAUCUGCUUCUCCAAGGCCCCAUACAACAAGGAGAACAAAAACAUUAAGUGUUAGACUUGUCCCCUCAGCUACUGCCUACACCGCCCCUGCCUGCCUGGCUGUGCUCACUACACACUGAGUCCUCUAAUAAAGCAUCUACUGACAGA
This is a messenger RNA of Phodopus roborovskii (desert hamster), 584 nucleotides long. Its product is annotated as phospholipase A2, minor isoenzyme-like. The transcript has 4 exons. NCBI's taxonomy places the organism in Eukaryota, Metazoa, Chordata, Mammalia, Rodentia, Cricetidae. Bases 1 to 492 code for a protein of 163 amino acids. The record is from RefSeq and is a predicted model, not a curated record. Gene Ontology annotation, biological process: positive regulation of fibroblast proliferation; lipid catabolic process; phospholipid metabolic process. Gene Ontology annotation, molecular function: phospholipid binding; signaling receptor binding; calcium ion binding.